AUGAUCAGGACAUUUCGCAAUGAGAAUGCUGGUAUUCUGCCAAUCUUACUCGACUUGGAUGGGAAAGAUCGCCUUUCCGCGGACGCUACCUCAGAUCUCAUCUGCAGAGUCUUCAAGGCGUCUUGGGGCGCUGAAGCCUCUGGGAGAGAAGUGGAGAGGGAGUUCAUGGAGAGACAUGGCCAGAUGUUCAUUCCGCGAGUUAUCGAAGAUAACGAUGCCAGUCGUUGGGCUGUCCGACAAGGCAGAAAGGGAGAUCCCGAGCUACAACCGUUCAAUCAGGUAGACCGACCCUUAAGCCUGACGAUUGAAUCACCAGGGCUUCUAGAUACGCUUUAUUUCGAAGACGACAAGAGUGCCACGACCUCCCUGUUGGAUGACUUCGUUGAGAUCAAAGUCGAAGCAACCGGCGUCAACUUCCGAGACGUAAUGUAUGCGGUGGGCCAGAUCUCCUCGGAGCAUUUUGGAGGCGAAUGCAGUGGUACAAUUGCCGCCAUGGGACGUUCUGUCUCGGGCUUUGAGAUAGGGGAUCGAGUAUGCGCUUUGUCAAGUGGUGGAUACGGUACCUUCGCCAGGUGCUCAUCUCAUCUGGUGGCCAAAAUCCCAGAUGCUGUAUCUUUUGUCUCGGCGGCGGCGAUCCCCGUGAUUUUCUCGACUGCUUACUACGGUCUUGUGAACACUGCCCGUCUGUCCUCUGGCGAAACCAUCCUGAUCCACGCCGCAGCCGGAGGAGUCGGCCAAGCGGCUAUCAGGCUCUGUCAGAUGAUCGGGGCGGACAUUUUUGCCACGGUCGGUAGCGCAGAGAAAAAGAAUUUCCUCAUGGCCGCGUACAACAUACCCGAGGAUCAUAUAUUCAAUUCCAGGGAUACUUCUUUUGAGGCAUCUCUGAAGCAUAGGACUUCUGGGAAUGGCGUUGACGUGGUGCUGAAUUCCCUAGCUGGAGAAAUGCUCAAAGCUUCUCUGAACUGCCUUGCUCCCUUUGGCCGAUUCAUCGAGAUCGGGAAGAAAGACUUGAUCGUCAACACAAGGGUCGAAAUGACCAAAUUCACUAACAACAUCACCUAUGCUACUGUUGAUCUGCUUCUCCUGCAAGCCAAGAAGCCUCAACUGACGGGUACAGUUCUGUCGGAGGUCACAAGUCUCGUUUUCAACGGGCGCAUAGAAAACAUCGCCGCAAUUAAUGCAUUUCCUGUUUCCCAAAUUGAGGCAGCUUUCCGUCUCAUGCAAAGCGGGAAGUCGAUGGGUAAGAUCGUCGUUGAGCCGCGAGAGGGAGACCACGUCAAGGCCGCUCUUCCAAAACUGGGUCACUCCUCGUUACGUCGAGAUGCUAGUUACCUCAUCACAGGUGGUACAGGCGGCAUAGGCCAGGCUAUGACAAAAUGGCUGGUUGGGCAAGGAGCCAAAAACAUCAUUCUUGCUUCCCGCAGUGGGCUCGACAACCAAGAUAUCCGGGACCUAGUCAAUGAGUUGGAGGGCCUUGGAGCCAGGAUCGCCGUACUAAAAUGCGACGUAUCCAACAGGAGCAGUGUUGAGAGAUUCGCGAAACAAUGUUCAGCACUCAUGCCACCAAUCAAAGGUGUAAUACAUGGCUCUGCAGUAUUCCAAAACGCCUUAUUCGAACAGGCAACUCACGAAGACUGGACCAAAGUGCUCGCGCCCAAGGUCGAAGGUGCAUGGAAUCUCCACCACACCUUUACCAACCUAGACUUCUUCCUCAUGCUCGGCUCCGUCGCCUCCCUACUCGGCAACCACGGGCAUUCCGCCUAUGGCGCCACCUCCACCUUCCUCGACGCCUUCGCCCAAUACCGCAUCGCCCAGAACCUGCCCGCCGCGACCCUUGGCCUCGGCCCUGUUCGGGGCGCCGGCUAUUUCGCCAAAGAUUUCGACGCCCGCGCCUGGCACGUCGAUAAGCACAUGGGCCUGCAGUGGCUCGACGAGGAUGAAGUCUUCGCCUACAUUUCCGCGGCAAUCCGAACGCAGACCGCCGGCCCAGGCAAAACGCGCAACUACCAAUGGAUCACGGGGCUGCGGCCCCAUGACGACAUGAAGGAAGAGCCCUUCUGGAUGAGCGAUUCAAAAUUCUCCCACCUGCGCCUGGCAUAUCACGCGUCGCGUGGUUCGCAUUCUGGGACCGGGCAGAAGGCCGGAUCGCUCAGCCAGCAGCUUGAGAAAGCACCGUCAUUUGAAGAAGCGCGGAAGCUGGUUUACGAUACGCUGGCGGUCAAGAUUGCCGAUGUGCUCAUGAAGCCCGUGGAGGAUGUGAGCCCGAGUCAGCCCAUGGCGAGCUAUGGUUUGGAUUCCUUGGUUGCGGUCGAGAUUCGCAAUUGGAUUGCGCGGACGAUGGAGGUCAAGGUUUCGAUGUUCGAUCUCAUAUCGGGAAAUUCGCUGGAGAUAUUGGCGGUUGUGAUUGUGCUGAAGUCGAAGGUGGUUAGCAAGGCGAUCAAGAACGAGCACAAGGAAGGGUGA
Messenger RNA from Letharia columbiana, 2463 nucleotides. RefSeq lists its product as uncharacterized. Gene Ontology annotation, molecular function: phosphopantetheine binding; fatty acid synthase activity; oxidoreductase activity. Lineage: Eukaryota; Fungi; Ascomycota; Lecanoromycetes; Lecanorales; Parmeliaceae. Gene Ontology annotation, biological process: secondary metabolite biosynthetic process; fatty acid biosynthetic process. The coding region runs from base 1 to 2463 and encodes 820 amino acids. The transcript has 3 exons. The record is from RefSeq and is a predicted model, not a curated record.